UUUGUGUUUUGAAAUAUCACGUGACCAUGCUUGUUUUUCUCCCGCCGAUUGUCACACGUGGUGACGUGCUCGACAAAGUGUAACGUUUAAGCCAGAAGGAUGUCCGUAAAACUGAAGAAAACCAUCCGGGAGAAGAUAGAAGAUAUAAAGAACCAGAGAGAUGUGAUUGUUGCCUUUCUAGAUGAAUUUGUUGCAGAGGCUGAGUCUAAAGCCGAAUCCUUGCUGUCCACUCGGGACACUGGUCAGUUUAAUCAGAGAUAUGUUGAGGUCAUGCAGCACCUGGACCGGUGCUAUCACACCUUUGUCCUCCUGUCUGCCGAAGCAGAGGAAAAAAUAGGUGGUGGGGGCUUCUACAAGGAUGAAGAUGAUGUAUUGAGUGAAGGAAUUGAUGACCCUCUGACCGGAGCCACGUCACUGUCCAAUAGUGGUCCUCACACAGAUACACCAAAGAAGAUUCAGCGAGCCACAAAUCAGUGUCAACUUCAAACCAACACUCUGUGUCAGUCUGUACCCAAGCAAGCUGACAGCCGGUCUCUAUCCAAGAAUACUGCAAGUCAGUCCCAAACCAAGAACACUGAUAGUAACUCAUCCAGCAAAAAGGAGAAAAGUUAUGAUAAAUCUGUUCAAAAAGACAGUAAGAAAGAAAUUCUUUUGGGGGAUAGUACAUUUGAAAAUGAGAAAACUGGAGUAGUGGAAUCUAAAAACCUUGACUUUGAUGCUCCUUUAAGUCCAUGUACAGUCACUAAGUUGGAUGUACCGCAGGCCUCAGGUGCAGUAUGUGAUGGUAGAGAUGUGAAUCUCAAUACAGAGGUGAAUAAGCCUACAUGUGAGAAGGGUGUAUUUAGUGUGGUCCAGCCAGAACAGAAGACAAUUAAAACAGAUCCCCUUGAUGAUUCAGCUGAAAGAUGUGGCAACCUGAAUGAGACAAAAGGUCCUCUUUGUCCCGCUGCACUGUCUGCAGAUUCUGAUUCCACUCAGGGCAUGAGGACAGGUCAACCUCGGCUGGACAUUGAAGUGGCCCGGCGCUUCCUACAAGGUAUUCUUAACCAGGCUAAUGAGGACAACUUAAAACUGGAUCAAGAGAAAAAGAAAUCUCCAGAACUUAAACUGGAAAAAGAUACAAGAACAGAAAAAGAGGAGAAAUUUGUUGCAGGCAAAUCACUUCAAAAUAAUAUCUCAGUUGACGAAACAAAGAGAUCAUCCAUCUUUACUUGGAAGCUGGAUUCUAGUAAAAGUAAGACUGAAGAUGAUAACAGUAGUGUAAAACAGACUCAAUCAGAGGAACAUAAUUACAAGACAAACCAGAAUAACCGGAAGACAGAUCACGAGAGAGACAGGCCAGAUCACAAUAGUGGGAAGACGGACAAAUCUGGUGAUGCAAAACAGAAAGAAAAUGUGACUCGCACCUCAGGACUUCUGAAUAAGGAAGUGAAGGAGACCAGAACAAAAACUGAUACAACAAAGGACAAUGAAGUGAUUUUAGAGCAAAUAACGAAUACGACACAAUCAGAAGAAAGUAGGGAAAGUGAAGUUAUAUCACCAAAGUCUGGCUCGGAUGAACAGAUCCAAUCCGCCAGUGUAAAGUGUAUCAUUGAGGAUUUAUCAGAAGAGACACGAGUAAAGUCUAGUCAAAGUAAGCCUGUCAGUGAUGGAGCAAGUGGUGAAGAUGUGUGUAAACUUAGUAGUCUAUCAUCUGAAGAUGUCAAAGAUAAGGAAGACUCUAUCCCUGGACCAGAUCUUUCUUAUGAAGUCCUAGAGAAUAGUAAAAUAUACAGUGUUAUUGUCAGCGAGGCCAUCAGUCCGUGGUCGUUCUAUGUUCAAAAGUUCACCUCUGACCUGGAUGACCUUAUGAAGGAUUUACGGUCUUUGCAGGACUUGGAUCCUGUACUUAACCUACAACAAGGAAUGGUGUGCUUGGCAAAGUUUUCUAAAGACUCAUGUUAUUACAGAGCAAAAGUAGUGGAGAUUUGUUCCAACGGUUCUGAUCCAUCAGUAGAAGUAUUAUUUGUUGAUUAUGGAAAUGGAGAGUCUAGGAAGCAGUCCCACCUGAGGAACUUACCACAGAAGUUUGCUAGUCUGCCAGCACAGGGCAUUCUGUGUGCCUUAACACAGGUUGCUCCAGACAAUAAAUACAAGAUAUGGACUGAGGAAUCCAUGACCCUCUUCUCCCAGCUUGUUUCGGGGAGGAGGUUUAACUGCAUGCCUUGCUAUUUGUCAGAUGACCCAUCCCUUCCCUCUGUAGUUGGAUUAUUUUUUAAUAUCCCAGAACAGAUUAUAAAGGAUGGAAAUAUUGUCCUGCAGCCAGGACCGAAGCAAAUCAGUAUCCAUGAAUACAUGAUUGAAAAGGGUUUGGCAAAAUCCAUAUCAUUGGAGGAGCAGCUUCAGUUGUUAAACUGCUCUCCUGUAAAGGAGGAACUAAAAGACAGUCUGAGAAAGGAUGGAAAAGGUGUGACAUCAAGUGACAGUGAGGACUGCAGGAAACCAAAUAAAGACCACACAACCUCUGUAGAGAGUAAGUCUAAGUUUAACAUAGGGAGCAGUGUGGAGACUUUGUCUGAUAGUACACACAGUGUACCACGCUUACCCAAGUCUUCUACUAGGGACGAGAGAGAGCGCAAGACUAAAGCCGAGAAGGAAAAAAGGGAAGCCAGGGCUAAACAGAAACAGAAAGACUCCCAGGACAAGUCCCAAGACAAACUGUCCAAAAAAGAAGAGGUUAAUUCAAAGGAGGUAUCAAAGUCCACAGUAAAGAAACAGCGCGACAAAGAUCAUGUGGAGGAGGCUUCUGAUUCCGCUGGACCUGUGUGUUCUACUCCCAGAGAUAGAGACAAUGUCCAUAACAAUCUUAAUGUGGAGAAGACGCAGGACAAGAGGACAGUACAGGAAUCUGCUCAGAAUAUCACAGAAGUCAAGAUACAGAACGUGGCCGAGGAUUCUGUGUCAGUAAAGUCAUUGUCAGAGUCAGAGUGUCUGACUACGACGUACACUGUAGACAAGUCAGUCAAUCUCCCCUCUAACAUUAAUGUAGACAUCCCCGGUCUUAUGGUGAUGCUGUCUCAUGUUGAAUCUCCAUCCAAUUUUUAUGUCCAUCUUGUGUCCGAAUUGAGUGCUAAAACUAUUGAUCAUUUGCAUCUUAGUCUGAAUAAGACAAUGGAGCAGAUGUCUCGGAAGCAGCUACAGAAGAUGAGCAAAUCUUUCCAGCCCUCUGUGGGAGAUUUAUGUUGUGUCUUGUUUACUGAGGACAAUCAGUAUUACAGAGGACUGAUAACCCAGCUAGAGAUGACCUCUCCCUCCAAGGCCAAUAAAACAUUAGAAUAUCCAGAAUAUGUUGGAAAAGUUCAUGUAUUUUACAUAGACUUUGGUAAUCAUGAAGUCGUCCCCAAACGCAGGGUGUUCCCCCUACCCCAGCAGUACACGGAUCUCCCCGCUCUGGCUGUCCACGUCAGCCUGGCCUACAUCCAACCCACAGUCCCCAGAGGAUCUCCCAAGAAGGAGGUACAGUGGACAAAGGAGGCGGUGGAGAAGUUCAUCUCUAUCACAGGGUUUGAUACGGCCAUGAGUAUGAUUAUUGUGGAUGGAGGAGAUAUUCAGAAAAUGCUGGAAAAUCACCCUCGUGUAGUGGUAGAGAUGCCCCCGUUACAAGUGUUGUUGGUAGAUACCUCUAAGGAGGAGGAGGAUGUGUGUGUCAAUAUGGACCUCAUCAGACUGGGUCUGGCCAGGCUGUGUGCUGUGGAAAAUCCAUCAAAGGAUACUACUGCAGAUGAAACACCAAAUGGUGAAAAUCCAUCGAAAGAUACCCCAACAAGUGAACCACCAGAUAUGACCUCUCCAGAUGAUAUACAGGACUGGAACCCGAUGUUGGAGGAUUACAUGGACGUCAGGAACUCCUACAGGGUGGACGUGGACGACGCCGGAGUAGCCACCGUGGGCAUCAAGGCCCAAGAUGAAAAGAGGAUUUGUAGAUUUUACCAAAAGAACAAGUGCUGGCGAGGGGAUAAGUGUCCAUACAGACAUGUCAUUGUUGCAGAAGGUGCCCUGACAGGAGAUGUGGACUAUGUGUACGGGGAUGUCAUGGAGGAGUACCACCAGGAUGAACUUCCUGACCCGGGAUCCUGGAUUGCCUGUGAGGUGUCCACCAUCUUAAACCCCUCACACUUCUAUAUUGUCCUGCCUUUUGGUAAAGAACCCCUGGCAUCUCUAGAACCAGCCAAAAAAGAAGAGGGUUACAGCAGUUUUCAACAGGAGACAUUGGAAGACCUGAUGGCAAGUUUACAGGAGUUCUAUGGAGGGAAGCAGUUUGAGGGGAGUUAUGUAGAUUACGCUCCAGGAGAAAUGGUGGUGGCCCGUUAUAGUGUAGAUCUACAGUGGUACAGGGCUCGUGUCAUCAGCUCGGGGGACAGGAAAGUGGAGGUGUUUUAUGUGGACUUUGGGAACAAGGAGGUUGUGUCUGAUAAAUCGGUCCGUAAUAUAGACCCCCAGUUCCUCCACCUACCCCUCCAGGCUCUGGAGUGUUUCCUAGUGGACAUAGAACCUGUAGGAGGAACAGACAGAUUUAGUCAGGAGGCCAGAAUGGAGUUCAGAAAACUAGUGGAUGGGAAAACCUUGGUUGCCUACAUCAAGUCAAGGUCUUGGAGUGGUUGUGCGUGGGUGGAGCUGUUUGAUACAUCGGGAGAGGAGGAUAUCAGUAUUGCUCGUACCUUGAUUGAGCGGGGACUAGCACAGGAAUCGACCGCCCUAUCUAGCACCACCAGCGGGAGGGGCAGCAACACGUCCAGUCGAGUCUCUAGUCAGGAGUCCCUUGUCCUAGUCCCAGGAUAAUUACAGGACUAACUUCAAUGUGAUACAUGUA
This is a messenger RNA of Saccostrea cuccullata (small rock oyster), 4849 nucleotides long. RefSeq lists its product as uncharacterized. Lineage: Eukaryota; Metazoa; Mollusca; Bivalvia; Ostreida; Ostreidae. Gene Ontology annotation, molecular function: metal ion binding. The record is from RefSeq and is a predicted model, not a curated record. The coding region runs from base 100 to 4818 and encodes 1572 amino acids. The transcript has 21 exons.